AUGGUUAAAGUACAGGUAUUUAAAGCGCAAUGCUCGCCUGGUACGUACUAUAACUCAGCAGUGAAGAACUGUGUAAUUUGCCCAAAAGGUAGUUAUCAACCAAACUUUGGACAGUAUCAAUGCAUUGUUUGCGCUGAAGGACGUACCACUAUCCAUGAAGGAAAUACAGACGAAAAAAUGGAAUGUCCCGCCGGACAUUUUCUUGAGCCAUGGUCGUCACGAUGUUUACCCUGUGGUUUCACAGCUUAUCAACCUCAUCGUGGUUCUUCAUCAUGUCUUGCUUGUCCAAGCGGAACUAUCACUCUUGUACCAAAUGCUGUUUCAGUCACCCAAUGCAAAAGCAACUGUCCACCUGGAAAAGAGCAUAGUUCAAAUGGCACUUGUGUACCAUGUCGAGUUGGAUAUUUUAAAACUGAAGAGGACCUAUUUUGUCGGCCAUGUAAUGCAGCAUUUACCACAGAAGGCACAGGUUCUUUUCGUUUAUGCUUACGAUGUGCUUACGGUGAAUAUCAGGAUGAAGAUGGUGCUAAAAAAUGUAAAAAAUGUCCACCCGGAUAUACCACCAGAUUUUUUGGUGCAACAUCAAUAGCACAGUGUAAGUCGAUGAACCAAUGUGAAACUGGUGAACAUCGUUGUCACUGGUUAGCGGCUUGCUUUGAUUUACCAGAUGAAAGUAAUCAGUCUCGUUAUGGAUGCAGGUGUCAACCGGGAUUUGUCGGCAAUGGAUUUGAAUGUACAGAUAUCUGUCUACAUCUAUGUCUGAAUGGCGGUACAUGUAUCAAGACGUCACGUGGAUUUCCAAAAUGUUUAUGCAGCUCUGAAUAUAAGGGAAAACGUUGUGAAUUAAAGCUGUCAAAAGAGGAUACACCAAUUGAUUUGGUGCACUAAUC
This is a messenger RNA of Enterobius vermicularis (human pinworm), 890 nucleotides long. Lineage: Eukaryota; Metazoa; Nematoda; Chromadorea; Rhabditida; Oxyuridae. The record is from the annotation of a GenBank genome assembly.